GCACUCUGGUGCGGAACACGCGUCAAAGCGGAGUGAUAUCUUCAUAAAAAAAUAAGAGGCGUGAACGCUUCCUAUGGCACCUAGUGCCGUUAGCUAAGAAAAAUGAAGAGUGACUAAACAGCGCACUUUUCUGACAUAUGUCAGGAAUAAUGGCGCACCGAUUGAUCUGGAUUUACGCUUUGCUUACCUUAAUCAGCGUCAACCUGUCCAGUCAAAGUUCUAACCGGGUCAGAGGCUUUACUGGUGUUGAAACUGAGUAUGGAGUGUCGGUGACAUCCACUGCUGUUGCUGUACUGGACAGCAAGCUCACGCAAAUCUUCUUCCCAGUGGUGUACAUCAUUGUGUUCAGUGUGGGCUUGCCAACCAACGCAAUGGCCAUCUGGGUGUUUCUCUUCAGGACAAAGAAGAAAAAUCCCUCAUCCAUUUUCAUGGCCAACCUCGCACUGGCUGACCUGCUGUUCGUAAUCUGGAUUCCCCUAAAGAUUGCAUACCAUUUUAACGCGAAUAACUGGAUCUACGGAGAAGCCCUGUGCAAAGUCUUGGUUGCCUUUUUCUAUGGGAACAUGUAUUGUUCGACUGCUUUCAUUGCAUGUAUUAGUGUCCUGAGGUACUGGGCCAUAGUACAUCCUCUUUCCCAGCAGAAAAGGAACAACCGAUUGGCAACUGGUGUUGCUGCGUGUGUGUGGCUGAUUGUGUGGGUCAUUACUGUGCCUCUUUAUCUUUAUGACCAGACCGUGAAGGUCACCAACAUGGAUAUUGUUACCUGCCAUGAUGUCACUCGCCCCAGCCAGUCACGCUACCCUUCUAUCUACUUCCUGAUUAUGGGAGUUGUUGGAUUCUUAGUUCCCUGCAUAGUAUGUAUAGUAGCCUACGUGCAGAUGCUGCGUGCCCUGAAGAGCUCGAUGACAGACGCUGACAUCGUUCAGAAGCGAAGGAAGGCUGUCAUCCUCAUCGUCACGGUGCUGGUGAUGUUCCUAGUGUGUUUCACCCCGAGUAACAUCAUGGUUAUGGUGCAUUACUCCCUGCUUUCUAUAGGAGUACAAGACAGCGGUUAUGGCUUCUAUGUUACAACGCUAUGCCUGGCCAGCCUCAACAGCUGCGUCGAUCCAUUCAUAUAUUAUUUUGUUUCAGAUGAGUUCAGAAAACAUAUAAGAAACACGUUUCUUUGCCGCAGCGAACGCACCGCCCAAAGGAUGCGGGUUUCUUUCAGCGCACUGAAGUAUUCAAAGAAAAGCAGUACCUACACAUCAGAGUCUGGAAACACGCAGAGCAGUACCUACUAAGAAUGGCAUCUGGAGAACUGUUUAACGAAUCUGUGCUAUGCUCUGAUGCUCUACAAUACCUCUUGAAAACUAUAUAAGCUUUUGUUAUUUUAUUAUUAAAUAUUGUAAGGGCUGGAGGAACAAGUUUCUGAAACAUGCACUGAUUUAUACUUUGCAACAUUUAACAUGUAAUUGAGUCAACAAUUAAAAAUCUUUUUUUCAUAAUCAAAUAAAUUAUUUUUUUGUUUGUUUGUUUAUCUUGUUAAAUAUGGGAAUUACAUCUAUAUUUGAAGAUCUUAAGACCUUAAAAGGACAUCCAAAGGUUCUCACUUCUUGGAACUACAAAUUGGCCAUCUGUUUGAAAUGGUCACCAUGGAAAUAUUGAAUAAUUUUUAUUAUUGUGUUGCCUUUACAUCAUUAGAUACAGGUUGCUUCAUUUUGGGUUUAAAGACCUAAUUAAAAAACUUAAUUAAAUGUUCCCUCUUGGUGGAAUGACCUGCCCAACUCAACCCGAGCAGCUGAGUCUGUAGCCAUCUUCAAGAAUCGGCUUAAA
This is a messenger RNA of Cyprinus carpio (common carp), 1815 nucleotides long. RefSeq names its product proteinase-activated receptor 2-like. Lineage: Eukaryota; Metazoa; Chordata; Actinopteri; Cypriniformes; Cyprinidae. The record is from RefSeq and is a predicted model, not a curated record. Gene Ontology annotation, cellular component: membrane. Gene Ontology annotation, molecular function: thrombin-activated receptor activity. Gene Ontology annotation, biological process: positive regulation of Rho protein signal transduction; blood coagulation; phospholipase C-activating G protein-coupled receptor signaling pathway.